This is a messenger RNA of Branchiostoma floridae (Florida lancelet), 5490 nucleotides long. RefSeq names its product arf-GAP domain and FG repeat-containing protein 1-like. The coding region runs from base 42 to 1922 and encodes 626 amino acids. Lineage: Eukaryota; Metazoa; Chordata; Leptocardii; Amphioxiformes; Branchiostomatidae. Gene Ontology annotation, molecular function: GTPase activator activity. The transcript is spliced from 12 exons. The record is from RefSeq and is a predicted model, not a curated record.
UGCAUUUCCGGAGGCGCUCGUGACUGGGGAAAAAAUCCAAGAUGGCGUCCAGACGUAAGCAGGAGGAGAAAAAUCUGAAGCAGAUACGUGAGUUGGCGGCGCUGCCGUACAACAAGAAAUGUUUCGACUGCGACCAGAAGGGACCUACAUACGUCAACACAACCAUAGGAUCAUUCGUAUGUACAUCCUGUAGUGGAAUAUUACGUGGUAUAAACCCGCCACACAGAGUCAAGUCCAUCUCGAUGACCACCUUCACCCAACAGGAGAUAGAGUUCCUUCAGAAGCAUGGCAACGAGUACUGCAGAAAAGUCUGGCUUGGUUUGUACGACUCGCGGUCACAAGGCAUGCCGGAGAGCAGGGAUGAACAGAGGGUCAAAGACUUCAUGAUCAAUAAAUACGAGAAGAGGAGAUGGUACGUCUCUCCCAGCGAGAUCCCCCCUCCCACCCCACCUUCCUCCACCAGCAGCGCCAGCACACCUGAAACCAAACCUCUCAAGACAUUGCUGGGAGACAACACACCUAACCUGGUGGUGCAGAACAGUGUGCAGAGUUCCCCUGCCAUCAGUAGACCACAGUCCAGCCAGUCCACGUCAGCGCUGGCCCCCGCACCCAGGGGCUCCCCGGCCCAGCAGAAGAAGUCGGCCACCAUGGACCUACUGGGGGACCUGGGGGGUGACCCCUUCGCUACAGCAGCACCACCCCCCGUACAUGGUCAGCCCUCUUUGAUACCAGGAAUGGGAACUGCUGCCCCGCCCACUGUGGGUGGAGCUGGGGGUAUGAAUGGGGGUUUUGCCAACUUUGACCAGGCUUUCUCAUCGGCCCCGGCACCAGGGUUUGCCCCCCAGCCAAACACAGGCCUGCCCCCCACGAUGAGCAGUGGUGCAGGAGACUUUGGUGCAUUCACCUCCUCCACCCCCGCACCAGCAGCGAGUGGACCGGCCCAGGGGUCAACAGGCUCCGACAAGUAUGCCGCGCUGGCCGACCUCUUCAGCACCGACUCCACCAAUCAGACAAGUCUUGGGUCUGGAACCCCAAACUUUGGGGCAACCUUUUCUGGACAACCUGAGGGGUUGCAGGCUGCCUCCAGACCUUCUAACCCUUACAAUCUAGACUGGGGCCCUGGAGGGGGAUCUACAGGCCAAUCUACACUUGGGAUAAGCUCCAGUAUAGGCAUGAGCUGGGGACAGUCAACCUCUACCACAUCCUCAAUGGCCAGGACACAGAGACUAACAGAGAAACUAACUCUGACAUCCCCCCCCCCCCCUCCCCCAGGAGCAGCUAACCCCUUCCUCAGUAGUGCUGCCCCCUCAUCAACCGCUCCUGCAGCCGGGACAAAUCCAUUCUUCGGUGGCGGCGGGGGUGGACAGCCUAACGGGACAUUUGGGGCCCAACCACAGACAAACAUGGGGGGAGGGUUUGGCCAGCAGGCGCAGAUUGCAGGAGGAACCAGUUUUGGGAGUUUCGGGGGCGUCCCUACCAGCUCAGCAGGGUUCGGUGUCCCCCUCAGUCAGACAGGGUUCGGAGGGAGUCAAGCCGGGUUUGGCCCUGCGGCCACGAGCGCCACACCCCCCAGCUACAACGCUGCGGUGUACGGGGGGGUCGGACUACAACAGGGGGCGCAGCAGCCCGUGUCUAACGGGGGAUGGGGGAACUUCAGCCAGGGGGGAGGGGGGCAGCCACAACCGCAGGCACAGAUGGCAUACGGUGGGCAACAACAGAUGAACCCUUAUGGUGGAGGUGGUUUUGGUGGUGCAGGUAUGCCAGGAAUGUCAGGUGGUCCACAGGGCGGGGCCAUGCCACAGGGCGGGGCAUACACCCAACAACAACAACAACAGUUUACAGGCUGGGGACAGAAACAAGCAGCUGGGAACCCAUUUAUGGGCGCUGCACCACAGGCCAAUCCGAGCAAUCCGUUCUUGUAGCAGAAACACGUCGCCCCACCAGAACCCACGCCAACUGCUGACAACCAACCGUUCCCCCAUAUAGGAGCCCACUUUUAAAAGUUGUACAUAGAAAGCCUACAUUAUGGGUCAGGUACAUGUAUAUCGUUAAGCUGCAGUAUAUAACAUCAAGCAAGUUAACUUCAUCAGAAAAGUGGAAUAAUGACUGAAAAGAAGCAGAACUUUAGUCAUGUACAUUCAUCAAUAGCAAACCACAAGGCGACAAGCAUGUACAUGUACACAAUACUGAUCGUUCACACAUGUUGUCAGAAAAAGUAGAAAGGUUUCUCUCAUUGGAUGUAGUUACAAUCAAUGUUGCUCUUGGUUUUAUAGUCUUUGAUUUGAAGCUACUAGAACUGAGAGAUUCAGUAAGCUUGCUUGUUAAAAACCAUGAAAUUGCGUGUUAGCUUUCAUAUACAGUAUGCAUUUCUACUAAGUGCUCAUAUAAGUCACAAAGACACUCUAGAUCUGCUGUAUGCACUCAUUGUUUUUAUCCUUCACAUGGUUUUGUAGUACUCAUUCAAAUUUCUCUGAGCUGUUUUUUUCUUCUUCUUAGUAGUGUAUAACAAAACAAACUGACAUACAGUCAUUGUACUUUGCGAGUUGAUCCCUUUGACAUGAACCUUGGAGACACUGUUUUGAUAACUUUCCAACCUCAUUAAGAAAAUAAAACAUCAACUAAAUAGAAAGACCAACAUCGACUGAAGAUGUCCUAAGAUACUCCUGUGCACUGUAUAUAGAAGCAGGAACAGUCAAAAGAACUGAUUGAAAUGUAUAUAAAUCCCUGGUUACAUGUAUGUUUGUGACUUGUUUUCCUUCCAUUGAUAUCAUUGUAUGGUUGGAAACACAUCAGUCGAUGAAACUGUUGUUUUUGCUUCAAAUUCUUAUAUUAGGCAAGGUCCUUGUUAAAAAAUGGAAAUUCAGGCAACCUGAGGUGUGUGUUCAGCUGUCCAAACUGCUUCUAACUCUUUGAAGAACUUUUGAAGAAGCUUCAGAAGCGAGGCUAAUAUAUUAUUAUAAUGAGGUUAGCUAUGCUGAAAUAAAUGUCAACUUCCCAGUCAUCCAUCACAGUUGGUUUGUUUAUUCAGAUUUGCAAAACCAACUUAUUUUCUUGGUUCUUUAAAGUAGAUAUUAGGAGGAGGCCCAGAUAAAUACACAUCCAGGACUUGAAACAAAACCUUCACCGCGUUCACUCCUUCAAACAAGGUACAGAUAAUCUUUGCAUAUAAAUAUUCAUCAUUUUUGUUUUAAAUCCUUAAAAGCAACAAAUCAAGACGUUCUGGUUCAAGAGUGGUUGGAAAUAAACAGUCAUUAAUGUUAGGUUAGUUUGCAUUUUUACACCUACUUAUUUCUUCUUUAAGCAAUGUAUAUUAGACCACAUGACUACAUACAUGUAGUGCUGCGUACCUAAACUCAUGUUCACGUCCAAAUUCAGGUUCAGGUCCGAAGUUGUAAGUACAGACUUGGACCCAAUGGCAUAUGUGUGCAUAAAUUUUACAUGCGAAUUAAGAUAUAUUCAUACAAAAUGAUACAUUUUGUGUACGGUCGGUAGUAAGCAGAAACAUCAGUAAUAGUAUGAUUUUAGUUUUAGGUUUAUUGCAGACAAUGCAAUACAUGGAAAACCCAGACAGCUUAGAUGAUAUGGGGUGCCAACAUUGCUUUUAUAAGUCUUGUUCUGGUUUUCUGCACAGGUACGCAGCACUUAUUAUAUCCUAUAUGUUGUAAGCAUAAGUGAUUAUCAUUAUUACAUAAUUGCUUUUAUACAUGUAUUAACUGCAAACAAUGAUAAUUGCCUUUUAUAGCACCGCCAAUGUGAAGUCAAAAAUUCAUCCAGUCUCAGAUAUGUGGUUAAAAACAGGAUAAGAUCCAAAUACUUGAGUAUUUUGCCAAUACUUUUCCAGUGGGCAGCUUUAAACUUUCAAUGAGAAAAAUGCUCUGUCAGUUAAAAAGAAAUGGUCCAAAUUUUUUUUUAAUGUUAUGAGUUAGUGAGAUAUGGAAAAAUAAAAGAGGCCAAAGCAAAUUUCCAGGUAAACUUGUCAGCUUUAGUUUCAGAGAUAAGCAUUGCUCUUUUUAACCCUUACCUUCCUAAUGUAGCCCCUUUAUGGCACUAAAUGUAUCUAUUACAAUGUUACACAGCAGGGGGAGGGUUAUAACAUAGCACUGGUCACUUUUAAUCUAGAAGUUAAUUUUCUGUGCUGCAAAAUUCCAAAUAGUUUUUUUGGAACAUUAUUUGUUUUAAAAUCUUACAGUGUAGCGUAUGUUGAUUUGAUUAUAUGGAUAACAUCUGCAGCAUGCAGGUAUCAGUUUUGGCUGUUUCCAAAAAAAGUUUUCAAUGUAGACUGGAAAACUUGCAGCUGUGAAAUGGGGAAAAACAUAAACCAUAGAUUGCAAUAAAUAAAAAACCAACGUAUACUCAUGUCAUAGAAUGCCAUCAUCAAUUCCAAGUUCAAUAAAAAGAGAAAGUAAAGAAGAAAAAUCAAGACAGUUGUUCAGUAUACCACAUUCUUUGUGUUCAGUUAUUAGUACAACUUCCUGACCACAUAAAGGCAACUUUGUUUUUGGUCAAACUUUUGUUUUUCUCAGCUGCCCGCUCAAACCAGAUUUAGGGUUCCCAGAGGAUGUCAUCCAUAGAAUUAAGUCAACAUGGCCUUAUAGAAAGGGAUUUAUUUCUAUCUAGGUUUAAAGUGACCAAUGUUGCUAUUUUGUAAGAGAAAUCUGUGACUUGAUGUAGUAUUUCUUGUCAAUGUUAUGUCAAAAUAUAUGCAUUUUCAUAUUCAUCCUUGUGUAUGGAGCUUAUUAUUUUAGUUAACUAUACUGAAUAAAUGCUACAAAAACUGCACUGUCAUAAAAAUGUACAUCAUUGUUAAGAUUCACUUACACGUAAUACAUAUAAGACUUAGUUUUGCAUAUGCUAAAUGUCUAACAUUUUGAUUUUGAAAUUCUUAGUUCAUGAUGUUCAAGAUUUCAAGUGGGUUUUCCAUCCUGUAUUGUUGCUAAGGUCAAUCAAACAUGUCCAUGGACCAGAUCACAUUUCAUUGAACUGUCAAAAUUGUAUGAACAUUCUUAACUGUACAGCAUGGACAAAAAAGCUGUGAAACUCAACAAUAUAUGACUCUAAAUAAAAGCCAAUGUUACUUUAAUGUUUUUAUAUAUAACCUCUUCAUGUUGCGCUAAUAAAAAAUAUCGCUGAACUUUGUUACGCAGUCACAUGCUAGAAUAUUCCACUUGUCUCCAUUUUCUAUUGAAACAAACUCAGUAAAAAAUCUGGAUGUCUGUGGCCUAUGUGUUGUACGUUUACAGAAUAUUUGUAUAUCUUGUCUCUGAAAAUGCUCAAUAGUUGUACUUACGUUAUAUUUGUCAACCCUAGCAGCUUCCGCAUGGAAAGUCAAAUUUCUCAACAUAUAGGUGCGUUUUAAGUAAGGAAAUGUUCUCUAUUAUUUCUUAACUGAUUAGGACUGUAAAACAUGUUCCUUAAUUCUCAACACUACAUGUGGAAAACAAGCCUUGAUUGAUAAUGGUUAUAUGUGUUCAAUAAAGUUUGAAAUCAGGA